Molecule: messenger RNA, 685 nt
Organism: Papilio xuthus (Asian swallowtail)
Lineage: Eukaryota; Metazoa; Arthropoda; Insecta; Lepidoptera; Papilionidae
Exons: 2
Coding region: 151-636 (161 amino acids)
Source: RefSeq, a predicted model, not a curated record
UCAUGACAUAUAAAAUGACAAAGACAGAAGAAAUCUUUUUGAUAAACGAUUUACAUUAGAAGAUUAAAAAAAUGUGUAAUAUAGUUAUAGAGAAUAUUACAACCAUUACAGAUUUGCAUUUUAGAAGGCAUCAAAUAUAAACUGAAUACAAUGAUUCAAAUGAAUGUUAAAAAUAUUAGUAUAAUUUUUAAAUUUUUGAGCCUGGGUGUUGUGAUAAUGGCUGCUGUAUUCUGGACCGGUGCGGAAGUGGAGACAAGGUCGAAGGAUAAUGAUGAGCAGACGAUGAUCGGUGGUGCCAUCUGGACCCAAAUCGUACUUACUAUCGGUCUUAUUAUAUCAACGGUGGUAGAUGAUCAUAUACAACCUUUUGUUGAAGGUUACUUUUUAUUUACCGCAAUGCUACUACUUAUUGUGACAGGACUAAUAUUGAUCAAAAUAGAAUUUAAGAAAAUGCGUAGACGACAACAAAUACCAAGUGCGGAUCAAGUCAUUAGUACAGAAAGAAGCAGCUCCCAUCAUGUACGGCCAAACACUGUCGAUAGGACUUAUCUCGCAAUCGGAGCCUUAUGUCUCUUGUCCGGUGUUUUUACACUUGUCGACUUUAUAUUCUUGAGUUUAUCGUAUACUUUAUUUUAAAUCUGUUUACGUGAUUUUAUAAAAUAAUGUAAUAUAUCUAAUUUAUAUU